This is a messenger RNA of Cladocopium goreaui, 1527 nucleotides long. The record is from the annotation of a GenBank genome assembly. Lineage: Eukaryota; Dinophyceae; Suessiales; Symbiodiniaceae.
AUGUCUCCGGGCGGCUAUGGAGCAGCCGUGGCACCGGGGCCGGAUGCCGGGCUGGGCACGAAAUUUUCGGAGGCCAUUAAGGCCAACAGCCGCGACAACCAGCUACCAUCCCAGGAGUUGAGCGAGGAUGGGCGGAAGCUUUUACACGCUUUGAAGGAGGCUUACAUGGACACGGAUUUCCAGGCAGAGGUGCAUCGUUUACGCGCCAGUCAUUCAGCCGAUGAACUGCGAUUUUUGACCACCCUGGGGCCGUUGGCAGCGAAGGUUCAGGCCCCGGUGUUUGAACAAUUUGGGCUGCCACCAGGGCAACGCGGCGUGAUCUUGAUGAAGAUGGGAGUGCGUUUACUAUCCAUGGUGGCACCAGACAUCAAGGAAUUGGCAGGUGAUUUGCGUGAAAUGCUGUGCCUUCCGCGGGAGGAGGAAGACAUCUCCAGUACCAUCAAGAAAGCUGAGUCUGAAUUCCAAGCGUUGGAGCGGAAGAUCGCUUCAGCGCCCUUGGACGUCCGGGGGCCCUUGGCCGAAGCAUUCCUGCUGCCAUACAAGGCCAGUCCCACGGAGAUUGCGCAGGCCAUCCCUGGAUUGCAGAAGCGAGCCAAAGAGCUGGCGAAGCAUCAUAUGGCCAGGGGUCGAGACGAAAUCAUCGGCGAGGGCAAGCUCUUGGGAUUCGACCUGGCGCACGCCAGCGAGGAGCUCCUCCAAGAGAAAGUGCAAGAUCUCUUCGAAAGGUAUUUGCAGAAGAUGUUGAGUCGCGUCAUCACGCCCCUGGACUCCUUCACCCGGCCAGCUGCAGACUUUUCCUGCAGCUGGGCUCAAGAGUUGGUGUCCCACGAGGUGAUCCAAGAUCUUUGGGGCAGCGGCAAGCACUUCGAGGACCUGUCGGACCUGUCGGGUGUCGCCAUUCUGGACCACACGGUCACAGCAGAGCUGAUCAGCCGGGCCAGGCUGGAGCUGGCACAACUGGAGCUGGCGGGGGAAGUCACAGCUUCCAAGGAUCCUUGCAACGUGGGGGCCUGUUCCGUAUGGCUUCACCUGGACUCCACUGAGGAGAGACAGAAAGUACCUCCUGCCCUGCGAGAUCUUUGUGAUCGGCUGCUAGGACUCCCUGAUGCCUUGCUGUCGCAGGCGCGAGAUGAGUCACUGCAGGCACCACAGCUGCGGGUGCAUCCCCACAUCAUGGCAGCCACCUACCGGCCGGGAGCAGAGUACCACUGUCAUAAGGAUAGCUACAGUGGCACGGACAACCAACGAAGUGUGACCAUUUUGCUGUACCUCAACGACUGGCAGCCGGGCGACGGCGGCGAACUCCGCCUUUUUGCGCCGGCCAAAAACCCGGCGGCCACAGCAACGGCCCUGGGCAGUUCCGGCCUGCUCAAGGAGUCAGCCACAGCUCCCGACCAUGAGCGCUUCGUGGACCUGGCUCCCCUGAGUGGUCGCAUCGUGAUGUUCCGCUCGAGGGAGGUGUGGCAUGCGGUGCGGGAACCGCGGCUGCAACGCUGGGCGCUGACCUUGUGGGUCAUGGCAGAUUGA